This is a messenger RNA of Centropristis striata (black sea bass), 2418 nucleotides long. It is a transcript of the gene klhl7, whose product is annotated as kelch-like family member 7. Bases 275 to 2113 code for a protein of 612 amino acids. Gene Ontology annotation, molecular function: protein binding. NCBI's taxonomy places the organism in Eukaryota, Metazoa, Chordata, Actinopteri, Perciformes, Serranidae. The transcript is spliced from 12 exons. The record is from RefSeq and is a predicted model, not a curated record. Gene Ontology annotation, cellular component: Cul3-RING ubiquitin ligase complex. Gene Ontology annotation, biological process: protein ubiquitination.
AAACCUGAUGUUGCUUGUAAUUUACAUAACGCUAACUCGUUUUUAUUCCCGUUAGACAUGGCAGCGAGUUCAUAUUUAUGUUUUUAUCUUUGAAGGAGAAGCUGCCACGGCUUUUUAGUUCAUAAAAAUACUGCAAGCUGCAGGCUGCUGCAAAGCAAAACUGCCUGUGUCUGAGCGACAACAAAGAGACUGCAGCUGCACACCGCUGGUGGCAGUGGUGCAUUUAAGUGUUGUGGUUUAUUUUAACUAAACACAUUUCAUUAUUCAGGUAGACAUGACGGGGGUGGCCUCUCCAGAGAAGGCGGCGAGCGCCAAGAAGAAGAGCGAGAGGAAGUGUGCAACCAAAGAGGAGUACAGACAGCUGUCCAGCAUCAUGGGAGUUAUGAACAACCUGAGGAAACAGGGGACUCUCUGUGACGUGACCCUGGUGGUCCAGGGGAAGCACUUUCCUGCCCACAGAGUCGUGUUGGCUGCUGCCAGCCACUUCUUCAGCCUCAUGUUCACCACCAGAAUGAUGGAGUCAAUGUCCCAUGAGGUGGAGCUCAGGAGUGCCGAGCCUGAGAUCAUUGAGCUGUUGAUUGAAUUUAUCUACACAGCUCGGAUCUCAGUGAACAGCAGCAAUGUCCAGUCGUUGCUGGAUGCAGCCAACCAGUACCAGAUCGAGCCUGUGAAGAAGAUGUGUGUGGAGUUCCUCAAAGGACAAAUUGACGCAACAAACUGUCUUGGUAUUUCUUCCUUGGCAGACUGUAUGGAUUGUCCCGAGCUGAAGGCAGCAGCAGAAGACUUCUUCGAGCUCCACUUCACUGAAGUCUACAAACUGGAUGAGUUCCUACAACUGGACGUUACACAGCUCACACACCUACUGCACCAAGAUAAACUCACUGUCCGUGCUGAGGCCCAGAUUUAUGACGCAGCUGUGCGCUGGCUGAAGUACGAUGUGUGUAACAGACAGCAGUACAUGGUGGAGGUGUUGGGGUGUGUUCGCUUUCCUCUGGUCUCCAAAACGUUCCUCUCAAAGACAGUGCAGGCUGAGCCCCUCAUCCAGGACAACCCACAGUGCCUCAAGAUGGUCAUCAGUGGGAUGCGCUACCACCUGCUGUCCCUGGAGGAUCGGGAGGAUCUGGGAGAGAGCAGCAGGCCGAGACGCAAGAAGCACGACUACCGCAUCGCUCUGUUUGGAGGCUCCCAGCCUCAGUCCUGCCGCUACUUUAACCCCAAGGACUCCACCUGGACAGACAUCCGCUGCCCCUUCGAGAAGCGCCGGGAUGCCACCGCCAUCUUCUGGGACAAUGUUGUCUACAUCCUCGGUGGCUCACAGCUCUUCCCCAUCAAGCGCAUGGACUGCUACAACGUCCUGAAGGACAGCUGGUACUCCAAGCUGGGUCCACCUACACCUCGUGACAGCCUGGCCGCCUGCGCCGCCCAGGGCAAGAUCUACACAUCUGGAGGGUCGGAAGUGGGCAGCUCUGCCCUCGACCUUUUUGAAUGCUACGACACAAGAACAGAGUCGUGGCAGGUGAAAACCAGCAUGCUGCUGGCUCGCUGCAGCCACGGCUCAGUGGAGGCCAACGGGCUCAUAUACGUCUGUGGAGGCACAGUGGGCAACAAUGUUUCUGGCAGGGUCCUCAACAACUGUGAGGUCUACGACCCCAGCACUCAACAAUGGAGGGAGCUGUGUGGGAUGAGAGAGGCCAGGAAGAACCACGGGCUGGUGGUGGUCAACAGCAGGAUCUAUGCUGUUGGCGGGCAGGGGGCAGUGGGUGGACUGGACUCGGUGGAGUAUUACGACAUUGCCAGUAAUGAGUGGCGUGCUGCCUCGGCGAUGCCUUGGCGAGGCGUGACGGUGAAGUGUGCAGCGGUCGGGGAAGUCAUCUAUGUGCUGGCAGGGUUUCAAGGUGUGGGGCGGCUCGGACACGUCCUGGAGUACCACACUGAUACUGACAGGUGGGUGACUUGCAGCAAGGUGCGAGCGUUUCCCGUCACCAGCUGUCUGAUCUGUGUGGUCGAUACGUGUGGAGUCAACGAAGACGAAGACAUGGACCUCAUAGACUCUCAGUCACACGCUGCUGCAGCCGCUGCUUCUUCUUCUGCCUCAACCUCCUCCUCCUCAUAGGACAGGAGGAGAUUCGGUGUUAAGUUAUGGUGUUUUAUGAUCGGGUUGGGCCUCCAGUCAAGUGUGAAGCGGAUUUACACAAGGCAAGACCUGACAGCUCCUAAAUGUAAAUAUUCAUGUGUAUUUUGUCAGAAAACCUGCCUAUGUUCUUUAAAUAUUUCCAGUAGCCACAUUUCUGUGUAUUACGUACUUUUAAGAGUUCAGAUAUACUUUUAUGAAUAGUUUAAUUUUGGUUGUUCUGUGUACAUAUUUAAGUGCUCAGUUAAGAAUAAAAUGUUAAAUGUGAUAACUGAAAAAAGUGUCAA